AUGAAGGACCAGCUGGAGCAGCUGAAGGCGAAGCAGCUGACACAGGAUGAUGUCGCUGACGAGGUGAAGAUCGCUAUUGACAAAUACAGCUUCAUGGAUGAAUUCUUUUCUGAGAUCGAGGAGACUCGGCUCAUCAUUGACAAGAUCUCAGAGCAUGUGGAGGAAGCAAAGAAACUCUACAGUAUCAUUCUCUCUGCACCAAUUCCAGGGUCACAAACCAAGGAUGACCUUGAACAGCUCACAACUGAGAUCAAGAAAAGGGCCAACAAUGUCCGGAAUAAACUGAAGAGCAUGGAGAGGCAUAUUGAAGAAGAUGAGGUCCGGUCGUCAGCAGACCUUCGGAUUUGGAAAUCUCAGCACUCCGUCCUCUCUCGGAAGUUUGUGGAGGUGAUGACCAAGUACAAUGAGGCUCAGGUGAACUUUCGUGAACGCAGCAAAGGGCGAAUCCAGCGGCAGCUUGAAAUUACUGACAAAAAGACAACAGAUGAGGAGCUGGAGGAGAUGCUAGAGAGUGGCAACCCUGCCAUCUUCACUUCAGGGAUCAUUGACUCCCAGAUUUUCAAACAAGCCCUGAUUGAGAUCGAGUGUUGGCAUAAGGACAUUGUGAGGCUGGAGAGCAGCAUUAAAGAACUUCAUGACAUGUUUAUGAACAUCCCCAUGUUGGUGGAGAAUCAGGGUGAGAUGUUAGAUAACAUAGAGUUGAAUGUCUUGCACACAGUGGACCACGUGGAAAAGGCACAAGAUGAAACUAAAAGAAGGGUAAAAUAUCAGGGUCAGGCCCGAAAGAAAUUGAUAAUUAUCAUUGUGAUAGUAGUUGUGUUGCUGGGCAUUUUAGCAUUGAUUAUUGGACUUUCUGUCGGGCUGUAAUGAGUGGCCUGAGGGGCUGCUGCACUGAAAUAACCUGAUCUCCCUCCAGUCUGGCGUGAC
This is a messenger RNA of Sciurus carolinensis (gray squirrel), 927 nucleotides long. RefSeq names its product syntaxin-3-like. Gene Ontology annotation, molecular function: SNAP receptor activity; SNARE binding. Gene Ontology annotation, biological process: intracellular protein transport; synaptic vesicle fusion to presynaptic active zone membrane; exocytic insertion of neurotransmitter receptor to postsynaptic membrane. NCBI's taxonomy places the organism in Eukaryota, Metazoa, Chordata, Mammalia, Rodentia, Sciuridae. The record is from RefSeq and is a predicted model, not a curated record. Gene Ontology annotation, cellular component: presynaptic active zone membrane; SNARE complex; synaptic vesicle.